Molecule: messenger RNA, 327 nt
Organism: Staurois parvus
Lineage: Eukaryota; Metazoa; Chordata; Amphibia; Anura; Ranidae
Source: the annotation of a GenBank genome assembly
AGCGGAGGGAUUGGCAGAGAGGGGUGGAGGACACUGAGUGGAGGCCAGUGGAGGGAUUGGCAGAGAGGGGUGGAGGACACUGAGUGGAGGCCAGUGGAGGGAUCGGCAGAGAGGGGUGGAGGACAUUGCGUGGAGGCCAGUGGAGGGAUUGGCAGAGAGGGGUGGAGGACAUUGAGUGGAGGCCAGUGGAGGGAUUGGCAGAGAGGGGUGGAGGACACUGAGUGGAGGCCAGUGGAGGGAUUAGCAGAGAGGGGUGGAGGACACUGAGUGGAGGCCAGUGGAGGGAUUGGCAGAGAGGGGUGGAGGACACUGAGUGGAGGCCAUUGG